Alligator sinensis (Chinese alligator) is the source of this 2172-nucleotide messenger RNA. RefSeq names its product 60 kDa SS-A/Ro ribonucleoprotein-like. The annotation marks the transcript as partial. Gene Ontology annotation, cellular component: ribonucleoprotein complex. Lineage: Eukaryota; Metazoa; Chordata; Crocodylia; Alligatoridae. The record is from RefSeq and is a predicted model, not a curated record. Gene Ontology annotation, molecular function: RNA binding. The transcript has 8 exons.
GCGUUGUCUCUAGCAUUUACAAAAUAUAAACAAAGGAAUGGCUGGUCUCAUAAAGACCUUCUGAGGUUGUCCCAUCUAAAACCUGCCAAUGAAGGAAUUGCUAUAGUCGCUAAAUAUAUCACCAAGAGAUGGAAGGAAGUUCAAGAGGCAUAUAAAGAGAAGGCACUUUCUGCUGAGACUGAAAAACUCUUAAAAUAUCUGGAAGCAGUGGAAAGAGUAAAACGCACAAAAGAUGAAUUAGAAGUUAUUCAUUUGAUCGAAGAGUAUAGUUUAGUUAGGGAGCAUCUCCCAACAAACCAUUUGAAAUCUAAAGAGGUAUGGAAAGCAUUGCUACAGGAAAUGCCCCUUACUGCAAUGUUGAGGAAUUUGGGAAAGAUGACAGCAAUUUCAGUACUAGAACCAGGAAGCCCAGAAGUGUCACUAGUAUGUGAAAGACUGAAAAAUGAGAAAAUGUUAAAAAAGGCUCGAAUACAUCCGUUCCAUGUUUUGGUUGCAUUAGAGACCUAUAAAAGAAAACGUGGAAUCCAGGGCAAGCUUCGGUGGCGUCCUGAUAAGGAUGUUUUAGAGGCUCUUGAUGCUGCAUUUUACAAAACAUUCAAGGUGGUAGAACCAACAGGAAAGCGCUUCAUACUUGCAGUUGAUGUCAGUGGUUCCAUGUCACAGAAAGUUCUUGGUAGUGUGUUAGAUGCAAGUACAGUUGCUGCAGCAAUGUGUAUGGUUGUUGCACGUACUGAGAGAGAUUCCCAUAUUGUUGCCUUUUCACAUGAAAUUGUCCCCUGUCCAGUGACAGUAGACAUGGCAUUACCUCAAGUAUUAGAGGAAAUGUCUACAAUUGAGAUGGGUGCCACUGAUUGUGCUCUCCCAAUGAUAUGGGCUGAAAAGACUAACACAGCUGCUGAUGUCUUCAUUGUUUUUACUGAUAAUGAGACAUACUUUGGAGAGAUUCACCCUGCAGUUGCUUUGAGGAAAUACAGAGAGAAGAUGAGCAUUCCAGCAAAACUGAUCGUUUGUGGAAUGACAUCAAAUGGUUUUACCAUCGCAGAUCCAGAUGAUAGAGGCAUGUUGGACAUGUGUGGUUUUGAUGCAGGAGCUCUUGAAGUUAUUCGAAACUUCACCUUAGAUUUGAUAUAAUUCCUGGAUACCUAUUAUUACCAGUGGGUCCAUUGCUGGCAAUAGACUUCACCCUGGGAACUACCAGCCAAGUGUACUGUACUAGAAGAUGGUACAUGAUUCACGUAUAAGAAUGAUGUUGCCUUCUGAAACAGAAAUCAAAAAAAGCAUACAAGAAUUUUCUUUUUUUCUCUUGCAUACAGGUUAAAAAUAACUACGUAAAGCCUGCUAAGACUAGCUACUGGGGUACAUGGUAUAUGAUUUAAUUACUUUAUAGUUUACCAGUACUAAGAUAUUUUUCUGUCCUUGUAGACUAUUUUUGUUUGUAAGAAUAAAUUGGUGAGACACUGGUAUUGGUGGGUUCAAGGAGGAAGGAAAAGUAGUUUGUUUUGAUGACUCUUGUAAAGGCGUGUGUCUUAAUGAGAGUUUUUUCAUGUUUGUAUUUGAAAAGAUUAAGAUGCAACAUCUCUAUUCAAUUCUGCAAAAGAAAUAUUUUCAGAGCACAUUUGACCAUGUCACUGUGAUUGAGUACAAAAAUACUUGUCAAAUUUUAUGUGGACAAAGUAAAAGUGACAAUUUUGAUUUAUCUUUUCUAAAUAGAUUGUGAUUUUGAUAUUCUAGAAUGAAAUCUGUAACUUUCUGGUAAAUUGAAAGGCAGUGCUAUGGACUGCAAAGUUAGUUGACACUCUUGUAAAACUGGUAUGCUUUGCAGGAAAUAGUACAAACCCUUUGUAGUAGAGAAAAGGUCCCUGAAGUUGUUUAGGUUGCUCAUCCGAUGUGAAUGUGCUGAAGUUUCGGCAGUUUUUCAGUGACGAAGAUGGACAGAGACCCUGGAAUUGGCAUUACCCUAAAGUGUGAUCAUGACAAUCGAAAAGAACUUCACUGCAUGUUUUUCUUCCUCAUCCCCUCCCCCCCCAUGUGUUGAUGCUACAGAAAUAAUCAUCUUGACUAGUGCUUUGCAUUAUUUAAAAGUGACCUUUUUUUCUCUGAUAUUUACUGAUUAGAUCGACUCAGUCUAACUUUUUAAUACGGUUUCAGUUCUUAUAGUGACCUAUUCUGAGA